Hevea brasiliensis (rubber tree) is the source of this 1398-nucleotide messenger RNA. Its product is annotated as zinc finger A20 and AN1 domain-containing stress-associated protein 5. The record is from RefSeq and is a predicted model, not a curated record. Lineage: Eukaryota; Viridiplantae; Streptophyta; Magnoliopsida; Malpighiales; Euphorbiaceae. Gene Ontology annotation, molecular function: zinc ion binding; ubiquitin-protein transferase activity; DNA binding. Bases 449 to 985 code for a protein of 178 amino acids. The transcript has a single exon. Gene Ontology annotation, biological process: protein ubiquitination.
GCAAAGCUUUUAUUAAGCAUAGGAGAAGCAAUUAAGAGAGAAUCAAGUGGUUUAAAAUACCGGUCCCACAGUUCCAUAAAAUAAGCAAACCACAUUAUAUAAUUUUCUCGAUAAUGACGAGUAACACGUCAGAACGCAAAUCGCUUAACAAAACAAGCCAAAACCCAGGUAAUUAAUUAAUUCCACCUAAAUCCCAAGGAUAUUUCCGUAAUUCCACUCAUAGUCAGAAAAGAAAUGUUUGAUACGCGUCUCUGUGAGGCCCAUAUUCCAUCGCCAUUGCCGACCUCUCCUUCUCUUCAUAUCCCCUUUCACCUCCGCUCUCUCCACCCCCAAAAUUCACCUGUCCUCUUCCUCUUCCUCUUCCCUCUUUCUCUAGCUAAAGAAUCUUCAAUUUCGUUUCUGAAAUCUUGGACGAGAGGUGAUUUGAAUCAGAAGAAUCGAUCCAGAAAUGGCUCAAAAGACGGAGAAGGAAGAGACUGAAUUCAAGGUGCCAGAAACUCUUGCCUUGUGUGUUAAUAAUUGUGGAUUUACUGGUAAUCCUGCCACUAAUAAUAUGUGUCAGAAAUGUUUUAACGCUACCACUAGCACCUCUAAUUCCACGACGGCGGCACCUGCAACUACAGCAUCAUCAGCCCUUGGUGUCUCAUCCGGGAGCGAGAUCUCGAGUAAAUCACCUAGAUCUAGCACAUCUCGAUCUCCUGUGAGAGAUCCGCUUUCGGAGACGAGUCAAAAGGCGGAGACAUCGAUAGAUCGGGAAAAAUCCGACGUAGCGCUGGCUAAGAGGGAGGUGAAUCGGUGCUCGUGCUCAGGAUGCAGGAAGAAGGUUGGGUUGACCGGAUUUAGAUGCCGUUGUGGAGAGCUGUUCUGCUGGGAACACCGGUAUUCUGAUCGACACGAUUGCAGCUACGACUACAAAGCCGCCGGCCGGGAGGCGAUCGCUAGAGAAAACCCCGUGGUCAAGGCGGCGAAGAUCGUUAGAGUUUGAUAAAGAAAGAAAAAAGUCAAAUUUGAACAGAAAACUUCCAAAAUUUCACGAUGAUCGAUACUCUCGAUCUGAUCAUUUCUCUUUUUUCCUCUACGAAGAGAUAGAGAUGUCUUCGGCUAGUGAGAGAUUUUAGGGAGAGGAAAGGAGAUCGAUCGAUGAACCUGAAUCCAAUCAAUCAUGGUUUCGAAGACCAUCCAGAUCAAAAUUCUUCUAUAAAUCUUCUCUUUAUUUGUCUUUUUCUUGAAAUGAAAAAUCAUUAUUAUUAUUAUUAAUAUGAUUAUUAACGUUAUUAUUGUGGAAUCGUGUUUGCUGUUUGAUGUUUUUUCUUCAGUGUGUUGGAGAGAGAGAGAGGUUUAGAUAUGGCAAUGGCAUGUGAAUGUAAAUUAGAAGAAAUCUUUAUGGUUUUUGUGUCA